Saprolegnia parasitica CBS 223.65 is the source of this 3306-nucleotide messenger RNA. RefSeq lists its product as hypothetical. Gene Ontology annotation, biological process: transmembrane transport. The record is from RefSeq and is a predicted model, not a curated record. Gene Ontology annotation, cellular component: membrane. The coding region runs from base 1 to 3306 and encodes 1101 amino acids. The transcript is spliced from 2 exons. NCBI's taxonomy places the organism in Eukaryota, Oomycota, Saprolegniomycetes, Saprolegniales, Saprolegniaceae. Gene Ontology annotation, molecular function: ABC-type transporter activity; ATP binding; ATP hydrolysis activity.
AUGUCCAAGGUCUCGAGCGCCAAGUACGCGACCUUUGCACCCAAGCCGACGGCGCGCUCGGAGCGCCACCCGAUCGAGGACGCGGGCCUCUUCAAGUGGCUCUUCUUCUACUGGGCCAACCCGCUACUGCGCACGGGCAACGACCGGCAACUCGACCCGGACGACCUCUGGCCGCUCCAGGACGCGAGCAAGUGCGACGCGGUGGUCGCAUCGUUCGACCCGGCCUUCAAGCAAACGCGGUCGCUCCUCAAGACCUUCUUCCGCAUCUUUGGCUGGCGCUUCUUCUGGAUCGGCUGCAUGCAGCUGCUCGCGGUGCCGUGCACGUUGUACGGCCCGUAUGUGCUGCAGCAGCUCCUCGAGGGCAUGAGUGCGGGCACCGACUCGGCGACGCUCAUCACGUUCGUCGCCUCGCUCUUUGGCGUCCAAGUAUUUGCGGCGCUCCUCGCUGUGCACAUGGACUAUCUGGACAAGGUGAUUGUCGUGCGCUUGACGUCCGGUAUCCAGCACCUCCUCUUCCAGAAGGCCCUGCGCCUCGACGCAGCGUCGCGCAAGGCCAAGUCGGCGGGCGAGAUCUCCAACCACUUUACGUCCGACAUCAACUGGAUCAUUGGCAUGAGCUACUACACCAACUACCUCUGGAUCUUGCCCGUCCAGAUUGCGAUCACGCUCUUCAUGCUCUACUCGAUCAUUUCGUGGGCCACGUUUGUGGGCCUUGGCGUCAUCCUCCUUGUGAUGCCCAUCACGAAUGUGCUCGUGAACCGCGGCCACGAAGCCUUCGAGACGCUCAUGGAGCAAAAGGACGCGCGCAUGAAGGUCAUCAACGAGGUCUUUGGCGCCAUCCAAGUCAUCAAGUUCAACGGCUGGGAAGAGCAGUUCAAGGCCAAAAUCGAAGCGCUGCGCGGCGCCGAGCUACACACGCUGGUCCGGAUCUUCAACUUUAUGGCGUCCAACAUUACGCUCGCGUACGCUGUGCCAGCGCUCGUGACGGUCUCGAGCUUUGCGACCUACUCGCUCGUGCUCCAAGAGCCCGUGACGCCGGCCAAGGUCUUCUCAGCGCUCGCGCUCUUCAACUCGCUCAAGUCGCCGCUCAACAACUUUCCGCACACGAUCACGGGCACGAUGCAAGCCGUCGUUGCGCUCAAGCGCAUCGCCGCGUACUUGGACUUGGCCGAGAAGGCCGACGAUUGUGUCCAGACGCCGACGACGCUGUCUCCUGACCAGCUCGCGCCGUUGGCUACCGACAAGGUGGCGAUUGCGAUUGACGACGGCGCGUUUGGGUGGGACCACGAAAAGCCGAUCUUUACGGACUUGAAUUUGCGCAUCCACCAAGGCGAGCUCGUCGUCGUCCACGGCCUUGUCGGCGAAGGCAAGUCGUCGCUCUGCUCGAUCCUCCUCGGCGAGCUCGACAAGGUGCGCGGGUCGGUCUUUGUCGGUGGCCGCGUCUCGUACUUUUCGCAGCAAGCGUGGAUUCAAAACAUGACGAUCCGCGAAAACAUCCUCUUUGGCAAGCCGUACGACCGGAAAAAGUACGCAGCCGUCGUUGACGCCUGCGCUUUGACCAAAGACCUCGCCGCACUCCCCGCCGGGGACCGCACCGAGAUUGGCCAGAAGGGCGUCAACCUCAGCGGCGGCCAGAAAGCGCGCAUCGCGCUCGCACGCGCGUGCUACAACGACGGCGACGUCUUUCUCUUGGACUCGCCCUUGUCCGCGGUGGAUGCGAUUGUCUCGAACGAGAUUUUCACCAAGUGCUUUCUCGGCCUCUUGUCGAAGAAGACGGUGCUGCUCGUGACGCACAACCCCGAAAUCAUCGCGUCCAAGCACGUCGACCGCACGAUCGAGAUUGCCAACGGGAUCUGCAAGCAAACCAUCAACACGACCAAAGAAACCUUCGACUCGGCUUUCUCGCCGCUCGCGGCGCACCCGAUGGUGGCGGACGGCAAGGAGGAUGCCGAUGAGAAUGACGUGAUGGAUGAUGACGUGACUGCUGUCUCGACGGUCGCGCCGCACUUGCUCUCGCCGUCGCUGCGGUCGCCGUACAUGCCCGGUGGCUUUCACGAGAUGGUGUACACGCCCCGGCAGAACGCCGACGGCACGUUUGAAGAGCCGCUCGUCCACGGCAAGCUCGUCGACGAAGAGUUCCGCUCCGAAGGCCGCGUCUCCUCGAAUGUCUUUGGCGCGUACUUUCGCGCGGCCGGCGGCUGGCCCGUCAUCGUGCUCCUGCUCUGCGUCCAGUCGACGUGGCAGGGCCUCGCGGUCUGCGGCGACCUCUGGCUCAGCAAGUGGUCGGCGUCCUCGGCCGUCGAGGCGCCCGACGUGUUCCAAGCCAACGCAGCGUGGAACGUCGGCGUUUACGCGUGCUUUUCGCUUGGGAGCGCGUCGAUCGUCAUGGUGCGCAUCCUCAGCGUCGGCUUUGCCGGUCGGAAGGCGUCCCGCGCCCUCUUUGAGCAAAUGACGUCGGCGCUCCUCGCGGCCCCGAUGAAGUUUUUCGACACGAACCCGACCGGCCGCAUUCUGAACCGGUUUGCGGGCGACUUUAACGCACUCGACGUCGGCGUGCCCUUCUCGUUCAUGUUUGUGCUCGCGACGUUCUUCAUCGUGCUCUUCGCUAUGGGCACGACGAUCGUCGUCGUCCGGUCGCUGAGUUUUUUCAUUUUGCCGCUCUUUUACGUCUAUUACCGCGUCGGCAGCUUUUACCUCCAACCCGCGCGCGAGAUUGAGCGUCUCGGCAAGGUCACGUACUCGCCGAUGAUCAACUUGAUCUCGGAAGCGAUCGACGGCGCGGUUGUCAUCCGCGCGUUUGGCGCCAAGCAAGAACGCCGCUUCCAGCGCCUCCACCACCGCAACGUCAACCGCUACAACGAGUCGGUGUACGCCAAGCAGAUUGUCGAGCUCUGGUUCAUGCUACAGAACCAGCUCCUCUCGGCCAGCAUGAUCCUCGUCAUCUCGCUCUCGCUGGUCUACGCGCGCGCGUACCUCACGCCUGGCCUCGUCGGUCUCGUCUUCAACUAUGCACUCAACGUGCCGCUCAACCUCCAGUACCUCAUCCAAGACGCGUCCGAAAUUGAAAAAAACAUGGUGUCCCCCGAGCGCACCAUCGAGUACACGCAGAUUCCACCCGAAGCGCCGCGUGUGAUUCCUGGCGCCGUCUCGACGCAGUCGUGGCCGUCGCAGGGAGCGAUUACGUUUGAGAAUGUCAGCUUCCGCUACAAGGACAACGACCCGCUCGUGCUCAAGGACGUCAGCGUCGCGCUCCGGGGCCGCGAAAAGGUCGGCAUCGUCGCUUGCGGCCGGGGCCAUCUCGAUUGA